UGUAUAGUUUACAGUUACAUGCACUGCUAACUGCCGGUGUUAAAAUCUAGGACGGUUGUAUUCUUGGUAUAGUUUAUUAGACUAUUGAUAAUAUCCAGGGUGAAUUUUAACUUUCACAGUCAAUGACUGUAGGAUUGCGAAUGGUACCAGUUUACUGUUAAAUGCAUUGUUAACUGCCUAUGUUAAAUUUAGGACGGUAAUUAUCUUAGUGUACUAGUGUAGUUACUGGAUUAUCGAUAACGGUGGAUUUGGACAGAUUUUGGUGAAGAGUGGAUUUUAGCCUUUACGAUCGACGGCUGUAGUAUUGCGAAUGGGAAGCCAGGCAACCGGAGAAAUCAGCAACCACGGUAAGAAAGCAUAAAGAGACAAUUCACCAUGGCGACUGGUCCGUUAAAAAUUGUUAUGUUCCUGGGUUCAGUCCGUGAAGGAAGGUUAGGGUUACGGGUUGCUAGAUUUAUGAAGAAACAACUCGAACAAACCAACCAUGAUGUAGUACUAUUUGAUCCAAAGGAGAUGAAAUUUCCGUUGAUAGAAAAUCCUCUAUUUUACUACAAAGAUCGAAGUGUUUUACCUGAAUGGAUGUUGACGGCGGAAAAACAAGUCAAAGAUGCCGAUGCUUUCGUCAUCGUUUCAGCUGAAUACAACCAUAGUAUACCUCCCGCCCUAUCCAAUAUGAUGGAUUAUUUUGGUGCCAGCGCCUAUAGUUAUAAACCGAGUGGUAUAGUCUGUUAUUCUGCAGGUAUCUAUGGUGGAAUGAGGGUUGCUAUGCAAUUACGAGCUUUUCUAGGCGAACUUGGUUGCCUCAGUGUAUCAAAUAUAUUUGGAAUACCAGAAGCUCAGAAAGCUUUCGAUGAAAACGGAAUCCCACAGAAUAGCCACAUGGAAUCUGGGGCCAAGAAAUUGAUUACACAGUUAGACUGGCAUGCACAUGCUAUGAGAAACCAUCGUAAUACCGCUGGUCUACCCUAAUCUUCCUCCUCCGCCAUGAUAAAUCACAUUGUGUUUAUUUAUAAUACAUGUCACAAAGUUUCUCAUUUUAAUUUGGAUCUGGU
Patella vulgata (common limpet) is the source of this 1052-nucleotide messenger RNA. Its product is annotated as 2-hydroxy-1,4-benzoquinone reductase. Lineage: Eukaryota; Metazoa; Mollusca; Gastropoda; Patellidae. Gene Ontology annotation, molecular function: FMN binding; oxidoreductase activity. The record is from RefSeq and is a predicted model, not a curated record. The transcript is spliced from 5 exons. Gene Ontology annotation, cellular component: cytosol. The coding region runs from base 376 to 969 and encodes 197 amino acids.